AAAAUUCAUAGAAAUAUACAUUCUGUUUUAUUGGGCACGAUGGUGGCAAAAUAGAUUGUUUUUCGUCAAACAGUUGUUCUUGUUGGCAUUGAUCGUCCGUCGUUACAAAAUGUCGUUCCAAUCGUUGACAAGCUACUUACAACGGGUAUCGGACACACUUCAGGAUGAAGAUUCAUCAGUAUUUGCUCUCCUUCUUUCAUUUCAUGAUCCUCACAUUGGAAACCCAAAGCUUCAAGUUAAAUCAAGUGAAGCAAUUUGUAAACAACAUCUGGAGAGCCCAUUUGAUGAAAUGGUUGCAGCUCAUUUGAGAGGGUGUUGGGCGCUCUCAAUUAAUGAUUUCAAAGAAGUUUACGCAUGCCAAGUUCAAACUGUGCAAGCUUUUGUUCGCGCUUUCCAAUCACAAAAGGAUGAUAACUGGGGGUUACCACUUAUGUAUAAGUUGGUUUUGGAUCUCAGAGAGUUUGCCGACAGUGUGGACAAAGAGCUUUAUAGAACAGGUCGUGGUAAACGAGGGGAAAUGUUGGAAAAAGCAGCGGAUACGAUCAUGAGUUGUUUCCGUGUGUGUGGUAGUGAUGGUCGUUCAGCAAUUGCAGUGUCAAAGAAAUGGGGAAUGUUGUUUCUGGUGAACCAACUUUUUAAAAUUUAUUUCAGGAUCGGUAAACUUCAUCUGUGCAAGCCUCUUAUAAGAGCCAUUGAAAGCAGUUCAAUCAAAGAGCAAUUUACGUUAGCGCAACGUGUUACUUAUAAAUAUUAUGUUGGAAGAAAAGCAAUGUUUGACAGUAAUUUUGUGAUGGCUGAAGAAUAUCUUUCAUUUGCAUACAACAACUGUCACUCAAGCUGUAAAAAAAAUCUUCGAAUGGUUUUAAUUUAUUUAAUCCCAGUCAAGAUGUUACUUGGAAGGCUACCCACAUUAGAACUGCUGCAUCAACAUGAUUUAAAUCAGUUUGCUGAUAUUGUAAGAGCUGUGAGGACCGGGCAUGUCCAAUUACUGAAUGAAGCCUUGAUCAAUAACGAAACGUUUUACAUUCAAACUGGAGUUUACUUGAUUCUUGAAAAGUUGCGAGCAAUAACAUAUCGAACACUGUUUAAGAGGGUUGGUCACAUGUUGGGAACUCAUCUUAUACCUUUGCAAGCUUUAUUGGAAACAUUGAAAAGCCAAGGGAUUGAUGAUAUAGACAUGGAUGAAACUGAGUGUAUUGUAGCUGGUCUCAUAUUUAACGGUAACAUACGUGGCUACAUCUCCCACCAACAUAAGAAACUUGUUGUAAGCAAAGUAAAUGCCUUUCCCCCCAUAGCUACUGCCUCAUGAUCUGUAUAGUAGGAUUGUUCUAUUUAUCCUUGAAUCAACCACUGCCAGAGUAUUGGGCAAUGCUUUAUUGAGUUAUUCAAUCGCGGCUAUUUUCAACAAUACAUUUUUAUACAAAGACAU
Molecule: messenger RNA, 1429 nt
Organism: Ciona intestinalis (vase tunicate)
Lineage: Eukaryota; Metazoa; Chordata; Ascidiacea; Phlebobranchia; Cionidae
Product: PCI domain-containing protein 2
Biological process (GO): post-transcriptional tethering of RNA polymerase II gene DNA at nuclear periphery; transcription elongation by RNA polymerase II; poly(A)+ mRNA export from nucleus
Cellular component (GO): transcription export complex 2
Molecular function (GO): RNA binding; double-stranded DNA binding
Source: RefSeq, a predicted model, not a curated record